AUGGCUACGGGCGAUCUUCUCAGCAUCCAUCCUUCAGAACUCAAAUUCCCAUUCGAAUUGAGGAAGCAGAGUUCUUGUUCUAUGCAACUGACCAACAAGUCCGAUAAUUAUGUGGCUUUUAAGGUUAAGACAACAAAUCCGAAAAAGUACUGUGUCCGGCCCAACAGUGGCAUUGUUUUGCCUGGCAGCACUUGCAAUGUUACUGUUACAAUGCAAGCACAAAAGGAAGCACCUCCAGAUAUGCAGUGCAAGGACAAGUUUUUGCUUCAAAGUGUUGCUGCUCCCGAUGGUGUGACAACAAAAGACAUUACACCAGAAUUGUUUGAUAAAGCGGAUGGCAAGGUGGUAGAGGAGGUCAAGUUGCGUGUUGUUUAUAUCCCGGCUAAUCCUCCUUCACCAGUGCCUGAAGAAUCUGAAGAAGGGUCUCCAUCCAGGUCUUCAAAUGUUGAGAAUGGCAAUCAGGAUGCAGCGUUGCUCAAUGCUGUGUCAAGAUCCUUAGAGGAGCCCAAGGAAAAAUCAGCUGAGGCAUGGUCCAUGAUCUCAAAACUGACUGAAGAGAAAAAUACAGCCCUACAACAAAAUCAGAAGCUACGACAAGAGCUGGAGCUAAUUAGAAAACGAAAUGGCAGCAGUAAUGCGGGUGGCUUCCCUUUAUUGGUGGUUCUGCUGGUUGGUCUGAUAGGUAUCCUAAUUGGCUAUGUGUUCAAGAGAACAUAG
Molecule: messenger RNA, 717 nt
Organism: Linum trigynum
Lineage: Eukaryota; Viridiplantae; Streptophyta; Magnoliopsida; Malpighiales; Linaceae
Source: the annotation of a GenBank genome assembly